AACGAAAACUAUUGAGGAUAUAGAAAUCAUACAUUAAAGGGUAACCUCUUAAUUUUCAUAUAUAAUAACAAUGUCUACAUCACAAUCUAAUCCAGCUCCAGGAGGUUUAAGAAGUGCAGUCAAGAGGAAGACAACUGCUGACAAGAAGGCACAAUCCACUAAUGCUAUGCCAUUAUCCACCAGAUCAGCUGGUGCCGGUGGAUCUUCUUCUACCAUGAUGAAAUUGUUUACUGAUGAAGCCCAAGGUCUUAGAGUUGAUCCUUUGGUUGUCUUGUUUUUGGCUGUUGGUUUCAUCUUUUCCGUUAUUAUCUUACAUGUUUUCGCCAAGAUUACUGGUAAAUUCACUUCUUCAUAAAUCCAUCCCAAUUGAGUUUUAACAAUCAUAAACAUUAACAACUCAGCCUACAAAUGUCAUUGAAAACAAAUGCACCACAAUGAAUAGAAACUAAUAAAUGAGGGUUCUUGGAAAGAAUAAUUCAACACUACAAGAUAUAAAGUCUUGCUUUUAUUUGUGUGUUUUGUGUGUCUCUCUUUUUUUUCUGGUUAAUUUACAUACUUCAUUUUGGUAGCAUUUAGUUUUCUUUAUUUUUGUUAUUGCUUUCUUUACUAUUUGUAUAUUUAAUAUAAAAGGUGUUUUAUAAAUCCUUC
Molecule: messenger RNA, 648 nt
Organism: Spathaspora passalidarum NRRL Y-27907
Lineage: Eukaryota; Fungi; Ascomycota; Pichiomycetes; Serinales; Debaryomycetaceae
Product: Arf family guanine nucleotide exchange factor
Exons: 2
Coding region: 71-355 (94 amino acids)
Biological process (GO): intracellular protein transport
Cellular component (GO): Sec61 translocon complex
Source: RefSeq, a predicted model, not a curated record